This is a messenger RNA of Daldinia vernicosa, 507 nucleotides long. RefSeq lists its product as uncharacterized. The transcript has a single exon. Bases 87 to 473 code for a protein of 128 amino acids. The record is from RefSeq and is a predicted model, not a curated record. Lineage: Eukaryota; Fungi; Ascomycota; Sordariomycetes; Xylariales; Hypoxylaceae.
GUUUGUAAUAAAAUAAUAUCUUCGCUACAUACACCUCGCUACUGUCUCACAUCUUAUUUUAUAUAGCCCAAGAUCUACCUGUAGCAAUGAUUCUAGCCAAGUUGCCCUUCGCCAUACAUGCCCUUGUCGAGACAGCGGCGGCUCUAUCGUUCAUAUUCAAUCCAGAAAAGCAACUUCCUGGAUGUAACACGGCCGCAAAGCUCAUCCUGCGCCAGUACGGCGGCUUACUGCUAUCAACCAAUCUCAUCUGCCUUGUUAUUCUCUCCGAACCUAACUUCACUGAUACAACUCGCCUACUCGCAGCCGCGUUAGGAACAUAUCACAUCUGGCCAUGCUAUCGAGCUUAUGUUCGUAUUAGUCAAAAUAUAGAGGGAACAGGCAAGGGAAAGCCAGUUUUAGGCGGUCCUCUAUUGCAUUUGAUAGUCCACCUGGCCUGUUUUGGAAUGUUUAUAUGGACUUCUUGUGUCUCCUGAAAGACGCCCGGCAACAAUUCGCUCAUCACAAUGC